AUGGCCCGGCCCCGGCCCUGGCCCGCGCACCCCGGACGCCUCGGGCCCGCUCCACAGCGGCGGCCAGGGCUUCCGCCGCCAUCUUCCCAGCCAGCCGGCCCGCCCGGCCGCGCCGUGCGCCUGCGCGGCCUCGCUCCGCCCCCCUGUGGGCGGGGUCCGGAGCGAAGCUCCCUCAUUGGACCAGAGGCGCGGGCUCGGUUCCCGGGGGCGGGAUUCAGCCGCUCACCACCCUCAAGCGGUGACAGCGACGGCGGCUCGGGCGGGUCAGCGGCAGGCGCGGGCCGGGUCAGGGCGCGCCUCGCCGUCGCGGCUCCCACGCAGGGCGGAGAGGGGUCGGGCCUCGCCUCUGGGAGCUCUGUCUGGGGUCCGCGCGGCUCCCGGGGCUCUCUCCCCCGGCGCUCCACGCACAGUCCUGCCCAUCCGUCUCCUCGAGGCCUGCAGCGCCAGCUGGUACAGAGUAGCCACAGUGACACCGCGGCCCCAGCUGUGGAUGCACUCUCCCCACUGCCCAGCCUGCUGACAUCUGCAACCACAGAGGCUCUGCCCCUCCUGCCCCCUCCCCACCUCUGGCUGUUUGCUAGCAGCGGCUCCUCCGCCGAGGAUCAGUGCGGGAAGCCCGUGGAUUUCCCCCUGGGGGGCACGUGGACAGUUACAGACCACAAGUGCCACGAGCUGUGCUGUGCAGGGGCUGCUCAGGGCCAGUGUCCCCCACCAGAAGGUGGCGGAGGUGAGGCUGGCCUGCCGGGGUCUCUGGCCAGCCGCCCGGGGUGCCUGGCCAGCCCCCCGCGCUCCCUACGGCCACCGCCCUCUGUCGGGCGGCGGGCGGAGUUGGGGUCCGGGCGGGAGCACCCCGCCCCGCCCCGCCGGCGCGUCCGGCUCCGCCUCCCUGGAAGACUAUUUAGCCCCGAGGUGCUGGGGCUCCGGCCCCAGCAGGGCUCCGACCGCCAGCUGACCGAGGAGGUUCACGCGCCACCGACCCUCGCCGACCCACCGGCGCCAGCCCGCGCGCCCCGAGGUGCGGACGGAAGCGGUGGCUCAGCCUAG
Molecule: messenger RNA, 1044 nt
Organism: Eubalaena glacialis (North Atlantic right whale)
Lineage: Eukaryota; Metazoa; Chordata; Mammalia; Artiodactyla; Balaenidae
Product: basic salivary proline-rich protein 4-like
Exons: 6
Coding region: 1-1044 (347 amino acids)
Source: RefSeq, a predicted model, not a curated record